Messenger RNA from Anarrhichthys ocellatus (wolf-eel), 1143 nucleotides. Its product is annotated as gastrin-releasing peptide receptor-like. Gene Ontology annotation, molecular function: neuropeptide receptor activity. Lineage: Eukaryota; Metazoa; Chordata; Actinopteri; Perciformes; Anarhichadidae. The coding region runs from base 1 to 1143 and encodes 380 amino acids. The transcript has 5 exons. The record is from RefSeq and is a predicted model, not a curated record. Gene Ontology annotation, cellular component: plasma membrane. Gene Ontology annotation, biological process: G protein-coupled receptor signaling pathway.
AUGGCGCAUCUUUCUGUUCAGCAUCUUCACCACCAGGUGGCGGCAGAAGUCAAGGACAGCUCGCUGCUGUCCAUGUCUAUCGGCGUGAACCUCGUCCUCGCUAUGAGCCCAGAGGACAGCGGAGUUCUGGUUCUCAAUGUUUCCACCGGGGAGCAGCACCACUACAACAUCUGGCUCCCUGGUAUCUCCAUAGCUGCUGUCUACGGGGUCAUCAUUUUCGUGGGUCUGGUGGGAAACGUCACGUUGAUGAGGACGUGUCUGACGGUGAAGUCCAUGCGGACGGUGCCCAACUUGUUCUUGUCCAGUCUGGCUCUGGGGGACGUGCUGCUGCUGGUGACCUGCGCCCCGGUGGACGCCAGCCGCUACCUGGUGGACGAGUGGCUCUUCGGCCGCGUUGGAUGCAAACUGAUUCCGUUCAUCCAGCUCACCUCGGUGGGAGUCUCCGUGUUCACACUCACUGCUCUCUCCGCUGACCGGUACAAAGCAAUAGUCAGACCUCUGGACAGCCACACGUCCAGCGCUACAUUCACUUUCUUUUUUCGAGCGGGGGCCAUCUGGCUGCUCUCUGUGACCCUGGCGAUCCCUGAAGCUGUCUUCUCCGACCUGCACACCUUCACCACCAGCCACACCAAUGAGACAUUUGUGACCUGUGCGCCCUACCCCCACGCUGGGGAGAUGCACCCGAAAAUCCACUCCACCGCCUCCUUCUUCAUCUUCUACAUCAUCCCCCUCUUCGUCAUAUCUGUUUACUACUACUUCAUCGCUCGCAGUCUGAUCAGGAGCUCUGUGGACAUCCCUGCUGAAGGACACCUGCACCUCCAGAAACAGAUCAAGUCCAGAAAGCGUCUGGCCAAAACUGUGCUGGUGUUUGUCGGUUUGUUUGCCGUCUGCUGGCUGCCCAGUCAUGUGAUCUACCUGUACCGCUCCUACCACUACGACCAGGUGGAUACUUCGCUGGGCCACUUCAUCGCCAGCGUGUGCGCUCGCAUAUUGGCCUUCACCAACUCCUGUGUGAACCCAUUUGCCCUCUACCUGAUGAGCAAAAGCUUCAGCAAACACUUCAACAAGCAGCUUCUGUGCUGCACUUCUCCCAGACGCUUGUACAGUCAGAGCAGUAGGAGCACACAUAUAACCACCGUCUGA